AUGGGUAUGCUCCCUGCUUCCUUGAACGACAUGCAAUAUGCAAUUCAUUUUGAACUCCAGUUCAUGAUGGAUAUGAGAGAUGUUCUGGCCACCUCAGAUCAGGGGUUGGCCGAUUUUUACAAUAAAAUCAACCCGGCUGCCGAGUCAAUACUCCAAAGCUCAAGAGUUAUGAACUUAAUACUCACAACACUCAUUGGUGAAGAUGCGAUUGACCAUUACAUUUCUAGUCUGUGCGAAUGGAUUGAUGGUCGUCAUGCCGACGUUCUGUAUACCCCAGUUACUUCAUCAACAGACGAUUUCCCAUCUGUAAUAAUUGAAAUACAAAAUGUUAUGGACAAACCGUCCGUCCGUCGCCUUAUUAAAUAUUGUGGGUACAUCUUUGACAAAUACCAGGUUGAGCCAAUUGCUUUAACAAUAUGCCUCAAUACAGCAAGGAGAGAAAUAACUAAAAAAACAAAAAAGCUCACUGAAACAGACAAAUUUAUUAAGGAAGCAACUAUUGCAUCUUCCCUUGAAACGCCUUUACUGCCAAUGGUUGCAUUAUCUUAUGUAUUGACUAAACAACAAAUAUUCCUACUUGGCUUAGAACAUAGAAACGAUCCAACUGUUCAAAUGGAACCCUUGACCAUGAAGUCCACAACGAAAAAAACAACUGUUGACGUAUUAUUAAGUGUUUGUAACAAUAACCGCGACCAGUUUAAACGAAUAUUAGACGCUUUAGAAAAAGAUGGCGAUGUAAAGCGAGCACGUUUGUACGCUGAUAAUGGUUUACUUUACUCACAACCAUCAAGCUCAACUAUGCCGGAGCCGUUGGCUUUACUACAAGAAGUGGUAGAAGGCACCGAAGCUAUAAUCCCUACUGCAAGUACUGGAGCACCAUUUCAUAAUGUGAUUGCAGCAAUUUCGACCAUAGGUGUUGUUAAUAUAACUAUGAGAGUACCUAUGCCACCUAAAAAAAUAAGAUCCAAGAUGUUUGUGGAGUCUGAAACGCUCGCACAAAUAUCAACUGAAGCAUGUAAGGAUGUCCUUUUAUCUCACCUUGUCGACAUUACUCAACGCUCUAAAAAUCAUUUUGGGAACUACUUAAACAAAAUAUUUUAUCCUAACUUCAAAAAAGUGUUUGAAUUGAAUUCACAAUCUGUUCCAAUUGAAGUUUGA
Phycomyces blakesleeanus NRRL 1555(-) is the source of this 1158-nucleotide messenger RNA. RefSeq lists its product as hypothetical. The record is from RefSeq and is a predicted model, not a curated record. Bases 1 to 1158 code for a protein of 385 amino acids. The transcript is spliced from 6 exons. NCBI's taxonomy places the organism in Eukaryota, Fungi, Mucoromycota, Mucoromycetes, Mucorales, Phycomycetaceae.